Molecule: messenger RNA, 860 nt
Organism: Erigeron canadensis
Lineage: Eukaryota; Viridiplantae; Streptophyta; Magnoliopsida; Asterales; Asteraceae
Product: NADH dehydrogenase [ubiquinone] 1 alpha subcomplex assembly factor 3-like
Exons: 5
Coding region: 105-614 (169 amino acids)
Biological process (GO): mitochondrial respiratory chain complex I assembly
Cellular component (GO): mitochondrial inner membrane
Source: RefSeq, a predicted model, not a curated record
GAGCUACACAAAAAUACAUGACCAAAAAUAGCAAAACACCCACAAGUUGAAAGUCAUCACCGGAGCUGGUCAAAAAAAUCCCCAAAUCAGAAAAGAAAAUAGAAAUGGCGGUACGGCAGAAAGCGGUGGCGACACUGCCAACGCUAAUGAGAGCAUUAAGAAAAGAAUCACCAUCAAUCCCACAAAGAUUGCCUUCAUUAAGAAGAGCUUUUUCUUUAUAUGAUCAAGUUAAUCUCAUUGAUAACAUCCCUGAAGACCAAUUACGUUUCCAAAGGUAUACCGAUACAGGAUUCACUGUUAAUGGGGUUGACUAUGAAGGAAGUUUGCUUUCUGUUGGUAACCUGUUAUUGUCUUGGACUCCAAAGAAUAUGUCGGAGAUAACUACUGACAGCUUAUCGAUCUUCCAAGCAGUUCGACCCAUACCAGAAAUUUUGAUAAUUGGCACUGGAAGAUAUAUUCAGCCUAUAGAUCCCGAGAUACGCAAGUUCAUUCGCUCUACAGGCAUGAAGUUAGAGGCUAUUGACUCGAGAAAUGCAUCAUCUACAUACAACAUACUAAACGAGGAAGGCAGGAUUGUAGCUGCUGCACUUCUUCCUUAUGGAGUUUCUUCUUAGUAACCUCUGGUGAACCCAACUUUGUAGACGCUUUCUAGUUUAUGUUCCCAUUGGGGGAAAUCAUAACUGAGUUGCUGCGGAAUGUUGAAAGCAUCAUCAUCAUCGGUGUCACACAAACUUGCUAUAUUGUAAACGGCUGUGUCAAGUACUUGAUUUGUUGAUAAAAGUUUGUAGAAUAAACUUGAUAUUUUGGUUUCACAGCUUGUUCUUGUUGUUGCAUAAGAAAAACUUUAUUAAAUUUAGCAA